AAUUCUUUGUGUAAGUAGAAGUGUCAUUUUAUUUUCAAUAUUUCUCAGAUGAAUCGACAAAAAUUUUCGUAAACAUACCUAAGACUUUGAAGAAUUCAAAUACUUCCAAAAAUGGAUAUUGAUAAUGCUGGUUCUGAAGAGACUGUAAGUGGAAAUGGAGGAGUAGACAUAGAACAAUCCUUCCUUCAACAAUUUAGUUGUAUGGGUACUACAGACAAAGAUGAACUAGUUCAACAACUACAAAAGCUUCUUGGAAGUCACUUGAAUUAUGCCACUGCUACUUUCUUUUUGGAUAUGAACAACUGGAAUCUUCAAGCUGCGAUCUGCUCAUAUUUAGAUAUAGAGACACCCACUCAAUUGCCGUCCAUGGCUUUAGUUUCUGACCCUAUUGCUAAUGAAACAGAGAGCAUAGAACCAAAUGUAAGUUUUCAGAAAACCUGGCAUAUCUGCAAUAAUGGAAAUGAAAAAUGGCCUCCCCACUGUUAUGCUCAAUGUUCAGAUGGUGAUAAUUUAGGCGGAGAUAGAGUUUCAGUACCAUGCUUGAAUCCGGGGGAAGGAAUGCAUUUGAGUGUUUUUAUGACUGGACCUUCUGUACCUGGUAUAUAUCAAAGUAAAUGGAGGAUGUGUACUCCCAAAGGUGCUUAUUUCGGAGAUCCUAUGUGGGCAAUAGUUACAGUUGUAGAAGAAGGUACUAUCGCCCUUACAAAUCAACUAUCACAUUUUAAGGAAUUGGGAGCAAUACCUCCAUCAGUGAAUUCGCACAACCCUUUUGUCCCCCAAAGAUUACACCUAGGAAACAAUCAAGUAAGAUAUUUUCUUAUAUAA
This is a messenger RNA of Leptinotarsa decemlineata (Colorado potato beetle), 825 nucleotides long. Its product is annotated as protein ILRUN. Gene Ontology annotation, molecular function: ubiquitin binding. The record is from RefSeq and is a predicted model, not a curated record. Gene Ontology annotation, cellular component: phagophore assembly site. NCBI's taxonomy places the organism in Eukaryota, Metazoa, Arthropoda, Insecta, Coleoptera, Chrysomelidae. Gene Ontology annotation, biological process: macroautophagy.